AUGAUGUCAGAGCUCAGAGUGGCAGAUACAGCAUUGAAUACAGAGAUGGACCUUCUGGAAGAGGAAUUGUGUCUGUGACCAUCACAAAUCUGACCAAGUCUGACUCAGGACGGUACAGGUGUGGUCUGGGCGGGACUUCGGAUCCAGAAUCAUUCAGUGACUUUGAGGUCAGAGUUUCAGAUGAAACUGGAAUCUCUGGUUUUAUGCGUUCAGAUACUGAAGGAGAAAACGUAACACUGGGAUGCAGCGAUACUGUCUAUGGAAGGCAGAAGUUCUUCUGUAAAGGCGAAUGUAAAACAGAAGAGGACAUUAUCAUUGAAACAGAUGGGAACAGAACUCAGAGUGGCAGAUACAGCAUCGAAUAUAAAGAAGGAUCUGUAUUUGGACUGUAUGUGAGCAUCACACGGGUGACCAAGUCGGACUCAGGACAGUACAGGUGUGGUUACGGCAGAGCUUUGUCUCCAGAUUCCUACCGCAAGCUUCAGAUCAUUGUCAUAGAUGCAACAACUCAGAGUUUGAGCUCCAGUUCAGGAAGUGUCACAUCUUCAACAGCUUUCCCUGAAACCACCAACCAGUCAAAAGCCCUCUCCUGUGUCCCUCGUCCACAUUACUUCUUGCCUCUGGUUGUGUGCCUGCCCUUGGUUUUUGUGCUGUUGGCUGUUUUUCUGCUUGUCAUCUACAAAUGGAAGACAAGGAGGAAUAGUGGUUUGAACACCAGAGGAAAUGCAGGCAGUGUACACAUGGAGUCCGUCAUCUAUGAGAACUGUCCUCCAGUGUCCACAUGUGAAGACUCCAUCUACCACACCCUCGAUCCAGAGAACGGGACCAAACCUACAUUUUAAGACAAGAUACAAAUGCAAUGUUUGGAUUUGAAUCUUGGUUUCGUACUGUGCAGCUUAUAAAGUGUUGCAAGGUUCCAUUUUCUUCCUUUUUUGUUGACAAAUAUUAUCUAUUAAUCAUAUUGUCUCCUCUGAUUAUACAACGCUGAUCAUUUGUCUCAUGGUGUUCAGCAGUAUAUCCCUUGAUUAUUCUAAAAUGUCCAAUCUGUUUUCAGAAAUGUAGAUGUUCUUGGUUUGUCGUUGUUAUUUUAGUUUAAUGAAGCUACUGUAUUUGUUAUCCUUUGUUUUAUUUUGUUGGUUCCAGCUUUUCCAAGUAUUUUAUCGUUUUCUUCAAAUUAGUAAAACAGCACCCCUCUUGAUUGUAAUGGCUGGUAAAUGUAAGUCAGCCUAUGUGGUGAAAGAUGGUA
Molecule: messenger RNA, 1246 nt
Organism: Micropterus dolomieu (smallmouth bass)
Lineage: Eukaryota; Metazoa; Chordata; Actinopteri; Centrarchiformes; Centrarchidae
Product: CMRF35-like molecule 5
Exons: 5
Coding region: 204-842 (212 amino acids)
Source: RefSeq, a predicted model, not a curated record